AAUCGAUAGAGAGAAAACAGAGAGUGAAAGUUAAACACACAAACUUUCCUCUAGCAAUCUUAGAGAGAGAAAAUCUCCUCAACCUCCAUUUCCACUCCUUUCUUUAUCCUCUCUCUCUCAGAUAUGUUGAAGAUCCCUUGCAAUGUGACUGACCAAAUCCACCUUCUCUCUCAAUGUAGAUUCCUCCCUCCUUCUACUCCUCUCUUCUCCUCCUCCUCCUCCUCCUUCCCCCGCCGUUACCCCCCCGCCCUCCCUAGACCUCCCGUUCUCUCUGCAAUUGUCUCCGAUAGAGGUGAAGCUUCUCUUCACACUGCUUCCGGAACCUUGGCGGAUCGCCUUCGCCUUGGAGCCUUGGUUGAAGAUGGACUCUCUUAUAAGGAGAAAUUCAUUGUCCGAUGUUAUGAGGUUGGAAUCAAUAAGACCGCUACUGUUGAAACUAUUGCUAAUCUCUUGCAGGAGGUUGGUUGCAACCAUGCUCAGAGUGUUGGAUUUUCCACGGAUGGUUUUGCCACAACCCCCACCAUGAGGAAGUUACAUCUCAUAUGGGUAACAGCACGCAUGCACAUAGAAAUUUACAAAUAUCCAGCGUGGAGUGAUGUGGUUGAAAUUGAGACAUGGUGUCAAGGGGAAGGGAGAAUUGGAACUAGACGUGAUUGGAUACUUAAAGAUUAUGCCACUGGUCAAGUUAUAGGAAGAGCAACCAGUAAGUGGGUGAUGAUGAACCAAGACACUAGACGACUUCAGAAAGUUAAUGAUGAUGUUCGUGAUGAAUAUUUGGUUUAUUGCCCACGGGAUCUCAGGUUAGCAUUUCCUGAGGAGAACAAUAGUAGCUUGAAGAAAAUUCCAAAACUGGAAGACCCUGGUCACUAUUCCAGACAUGGACUAAUGCCUAGGAGGGCAGAUUUGGACAUGAAUCAGCAUGUCAAUAACGUCGCCUACAUUGGAUGGGUUCUGGAGAGUAUGCCUCAAGAAAUCAUCAAUAGCCAUGAACUUCAGACAAUCACAUUAGACUACAGACGAGAAUGCCAACAAGAUGAUAUCGUGGAUUCCCUUACAAGCGUGGAGGAAGUUGAGAAUGGAGGCAAAGCAGUUCCAGAGCUUAAUGGAACAAAUGGUUACAUUUCCAGUGACAAAGAAGACACCCGUCAGUUUCUGCAUCUUCUAAGAUUGUCCAGUGAUGGACUAGAAAUCAACCGAGGGCGCACCGAGUGGAGAAAGAAACAACAGAGACGAGGGUAAUGGUUCUAUGAUCUAUAUUAUGUUUCAGUAUUUGGGAUAAGUUUUGGUUUCUUUUGUUUCCACUUUCAUCAUUUUCCGCCUUUCAAAUUUUGUUUGGUUUUUGUCAAUCUGUUGGUGCUAAAACUGUUUGAAGUGUGGAGUCUAGAAUCAGCCUAGUAGAGUCAGGAAAGUUGAAUGUAUGUACUUUUAAUAGGAUUGUUGAUCAAAACUUUGUAACUUAUUUUGAUUCCUUUUGAAAAGACCGUGUUGUGAUGUGGGAUUUGUUAGCAGGUAAUAAGAUUCAAGAAUCUGCAGGCUUUAUUGUUUGUCUA
Cucumis sativus (cucumber) is the source of this 1550-nucleotide messenger RNA. Its product is annotated as oleoyl-acyl carrier protein thioesterase 2, chloroplastic. The transcript has 7 exons. NCBI's taxonomy places the organism in Eukaryota, Viridiplantae, Streptophyta, Magnoliopsida, Cucurbitales, Cucurbitaceae. Gene Ontology annotation, biological process: fatty acid biosynthetic process. The record is from RefSeq and is a predicted model, not a curated record. Gene Ontology annotation, molecular function: fatty acyl-[ACP] hydrolase activity; acyl carrier activity. The coding region runs from base 124 to 1239 and encodes 371 amino acids.